AUGAGCGAGAGAGACGGAGGGGAGAUUAUAAACAGCAUAACAACCAAGGAAGGGCAAGUAGCGAUGGAUUUCACCGGCAAAUCAGGAAAGGUCAUCACAAAUAGCAAAGAAAUUCAGAAACUUGCGAACACUCGAAACAAAGUGGUAAGCAACGAGUAAUAUGGCCGCAAAUUCUUAACCUCCGCCAGUGCUAAAGAGUAAUUUAACUAAAAGGGCAUUUUAUAAGUUCCCCUUUAUCUUGCCCAGUAAUUGUAUCCCUAAAUUCUAUUUAUUAUAAACUGUUGCACUCGAGAAUGAAUUGAAGAAAUAAAAUAUACGUGCAAAGGACGGAAUAGAGCGAUUUUCGUUCGUCCUUGAAACGCUAUACGCAUGAACGAACCCAAACAACGAGCGCAACUUUUUGUUUUUUUUAGCCAACACGCAAAGUAUUCGCAGCUGUAGAAGGACUGCUCGAAAGUUAUUAUCCAUAAUUUGGGGAACAGAAACUGGGCUGCCGAUUGGAUUUUCUUUGGCGGGAAAAUGACAAGUCCACUUUUUACAGUUGCUUUGGUGCUACACAAUUUGAUUGGCUAAUAGAUCCCGUGCUACUUUCUCAACCAAUCAAAGGCAAAGUCAAAACCAGUUGUGACGUGUUCACGCACGUUUUCCCGCCCUUCGUGGCCGCUGCUUUAUAUCUGUUACGACUUCUGAUUGGCUUUUGCUAUUGUCUGCGUCCGUUGUGAUUGGUCACUUUAGCUUUGGUUUAGACUUAAGGGUUGUACUCUAAGGCGAAAAAACUGCUUCCUUGCUUUGCAUAUAGACCACUGUGAAUAUGAUUUGCAAUCUAAUACCUUAAUUUUAAUGAGUAGCUCUGACUUCCAUUUUGUUUUUCGCACAGAAAAUCAAUCAGCGCUCUGCAUCUCAGAACUUUAUACACUGCGACACUACAGUUGAUGGUAAGCGAUUCUUUGUGUUUUAAGUCGGAAAAUUCUUCUCUACAGAUCGUUUUCAAAUGACGUCACAUUUUCCCGCGCUUAACACCGGUUUAUCAUGGUGCGCUGGCCAUGUUUUCCCGCGCGCUGAACUGGUAUCGUUUUUUCCGCGCUAAUCAAAAAGCCAAGAAAAGCACGCAACUCUGGCCAGCGCGUGAAAACAUAAAAUUGACUGCACGACAAACUAAAGUGCGUUGGUCCUGUUUCAUUACGUCAUACACAUUUGCUUUGAUUGGCUAGUUUUAUUCCCUGUAAUUAUGGUUUCGUUAAAUCAUUUUUCAUAGUGAACGGCCCAAAUCCAGUUGUCUUAUCUGAAACGCCCGCUAGAACGCACUACUUUACGUCAGAGCCGUGGUACCAUGGGCGGAUCACAAGAGAACAAUCACUCAAGCUACUAUUAGCUGCAGGAGUACACGACGGGUAAGACACCCAGCUAUUGUUGCUUGUCUUCCAUUUAAAGGGGCUGUGUCAAGCUAUUUGCUAUCUGAAAAUUGAAUUCCACAAAUAAUGGUCCAGUUUUGCUAUUUAGGUUGAAAAUGGUUCCUGUCGUCUUUUGCAAAGAAUGGCAAGGAUGGACACGGAUUGAACUUUUUGAAGUUUUAAAGCUAUGCUCUCUAAAAUUACCAUAAAAGUUAUUAUGGUCAGUGCCCCCUGAUGAAAUAUAUUUGAUAUCUAUUUAAUAACUCUAGAGGGUCCCAAAUAGGUUUUUCGGGACCCGGGAUUUCCCUUAUUUGAAGCUCGGGAUUCGGGAUUUUAAAGCUGCAUCGGGGCGAUAUUCGGGAUUGAAAGUAUGNGGAUGGACAUGGAUUGAACUUUUUGAAGUUUUAAAGCUAUGCUCUCUAAAAUUACCAUAAAAGUUAUUAUGGCUAGUGCUCCGUGAUGAAAUUUAUUUGAUAUCUAUUUAAUAACUCUAGAGGGUCCCAAAUAGGUUUUUCGGGACCCGGGAUUUCCCUUAUUUGAAGCUCGGGAUUCGGGAUUUUAAAGCUGCAUCGGGGCGAUAUUCGGGAUUGAAAGUAUGCUUGGGAGGUGGGAUGCGAAAAAUAACCCUCGGGAUUACGGGAUUGAAGAACCCUAUUGGGGACAAGGGGACCCUUACUCUACAGGGGCAUUUUGUGUACAGGCACAAAGUAAUGACUUCAGCACAGAAUUAACCAAAACCAGCAAAAUCCUCGUGACAUAACCCAUUUAAGUUCACGCGGAGAUGUGAUGCAACUGAGUAACAACACUAGCGUUACUUUCACUCUCGCUCACAGUUGCUGUAUUAACAGCCACAAGCUCUUAGUUGUCUAUGUACCGGUAGCGUGCUCCCUCCCGUGGAGUCGUGAAGAAGAAUGAGGUUCUAACUUUCUAGUCUGUGCUGCGACCAUUCAAACAAUACUUCUUCAAGGCUGCAUAUGCCCGGUGCUAUUUGAUUUCAGUAUUACUUGUGAGAAAACGAAAUGAAUGAAUUUUAAUCCGGGGCACUCAUGCCAACGAACGGAUUAGAGUUUGAGCUUCGUAUUUUGAAAAUGCUGUUUGAAUAUGCGAUAAACAGCAGGGUCAUACAUUAAACUACAGGGACGGGCCAUCAGAAAAGUUAUGGCGGUUUUUUUGCCAGUGCAGGAUAUUUUUUAGGACUACUCCGCCUGUACGAUUUUUUCAUUCAAUUUCCCCUUGCACGAAGAACUUCGCCCCCCAACCCCCAAUAACUUUUCUUAUGGUGUGUCCCUUACCGUACAUGUCAAAGUUACCUUUUAAUAAUUUCUUUUUUUAUUAUUAUUUCUUUAACCAGCCUGUUCCUGGUUCGUGAGAGUACCACCGUUGCUAGAGUCUUUGUGCUGACCUUCUGCAUGAACAAAAGAGUCUACCACUGUCAGCUAAUCCAGGUAAAUUUUAUCUAGAAGGAGAUGUGCUAGGAGGGGUGAUUCACUUUCCCCGCUUAUUUGCGCAAAAAGUAAGCCCCCAAAAGCCUGAGAACCAGGGGGAGAGGGGGGAGGAGAGAAGCGAAAUGAGACAGCCGCUCCCAAAGAACCAGUCUGUAAACCUGGGCUCCUCUGAAACCCAGGUUUAUUUUAAAUAGAAGCUUAUUUGAGGGAUAUCUAGGACGAACCAAGAGUCUCUUGGAGGAACUGAGCGUCAUCAUUUGUUUUUACUUGGUUGCAGGACAUUUGUGAUGGCACUCAGACGUUCUUUAGCCUCGGCAAAGGACCAGCAUUUAAAACACUCAAAGAACUGAUCCACUUCUACCAAAAGAAGCCUUUGAAUGGAGUUUCUCUUGCUUUGCGGAUGCCCUGUCCUAAAACAGAAUACUCAGGAUACAUCGAGUCAUAA
Molecule: messenger RNA, 3281 nt
Organism: Porites evermanni
Lineage: Eukaryota; Metazoa; Cnidaria; Anthozoa; Scleractinia; Poritidae
Source: the annotation of a GenBank genome assembly